This is a messenger RNA of Ceratitis capitata (Mediterranean fruit fly), 1881 nucleotides long. RefSeq names its product odorant receptor 10a (gene Or10a). Bases 195 to 1400 code for a protein of 401 amino acids. The record is from RefSeq and is a predicted model, not a curated record. Gene Ontology annotation, biological process: detection of chemical stimulus involved in sensory perception of smell; sensory perception of smell. Lineage: Eukaryota; Metazoa; Arthropoda; Insecta; Diptera; Tephritidae. The transcript has 7 exons. Gene Ontology annotation, cellular component: plasma membrane. Gene Ontology annotation, molecular function: olfactory receptor activity; odorant binding.
UCCAUUGAUUGACUGCUUACGCAUACCUACACACAUCCACAUCCACACACACGCAGAAAUACAAGGCACAUUGCAAUAUAAAUUGCAUCACACAGAACGGAACGAAGCCAUUGCAACUAAAUACGGAAUUAGGGAAUUCGAAACUUACUUUCUUCCAGUGAAAAUAUAACAACAACCAUUUGUUUUGCAACGAAAUGAAAUUCAAAUUUCUUUCGCGCACUUUUCCGCUACGCGACUAUUAUUUCUAUGUACCACAGCUUUGUUUGGGUUCAAUGGGCUUUUGGCCGAUGGACACGUGUCGGCAGCAGGCAGCCAAUGUCGGCGCUUGGAUGAAUCUCAUCAUUUUGGCCAUUGGAGUUUUCACCGAGAUCCACGCUGGCUGCACUGUGCUGCGUACGGACUUGGAGCUUGCUUUGGACACACUCUGCCCGGCUGGCACCUCGGCCGUGACUCUGCUAAAAAUGACUUUGAUAUAUUACUAUCGUCAGGAUCUGGCCUGGGUGUUAGAGCGGAUGAGGAGUUUGGUGUAUGAACGCGAUGUGUCAAUAAAUCCCAUUAAGAAGCGCAUCAUACGCGCACAUGCCGUUAUGGCGGCAAGGCUCAACUUCAUUCCGUUUGUUAUGGGUUUCAUUACGUGCACCUCGUACAACCUCAAGCCACUGCUAAUCACAUUGAUACUCUAUAUGCAAGGACAACAGCCGAUGUGGAAAUUGCCUUUCAAUAUGACCAUGCCAGCUUUCUUGUUGCGCGCUCCCUAUUUCCCGUUCACCUACAUUUUCACCGCCUACACGGGUUACAUAACGAUUUUCAUGUAUGGCGGCUGCGAUGCAUUUUACUUUGAAUUUUGCUCGAAUGCUGCGGCGCUACUGAAGCUGUUGCAAGAAGAUUUGAAAUCGAUCGUCAGUUUUGAAGAACAACUGGUUUUCACAGCGCAGGAGUCUACUUUGCUCGAGUGGCGUUUGGUGCGCUUCAUAAUGCGGCAUAAUGAUAUUAUAGAGCUCACACGCUUUUUCUGUAAACGCUACACUAUCAUCACGCUGGCGCAUUUUGUCUCUGCUGGGCUGGUAAUUGGGGCGAGUAUAUUUGAUCUCAUGACGUUUACCGGCUUUGGCAUUGUCAUCUAUAUUGCCUAUACAAUUGCCGUAUUGGGACAGCUUUUCAUUUAUUGCUAUGGCGGAAGCUUGGUGGCGGAGAGUAGCGUUCAAUUGGCCACCGUCGCAUUCGGCUGUGAUUGGUAUGCGUGCAAUCCCAAACUGCGUCGCUAUGUGCUAAUGAUCAUCAUACGUUCACAACGAGCCAUCAGCAUGUCAGUGCCAUUCUUCUCGCCAUCACUAAUCACCUUCACGUCGAUACUACAGACAUCCGGUUCGAUUAUAGCUUUGGCCUCUUCGUUCAAAUAAGGGAAAAUAAUUAAACAAUAACUAAAAGCAAUAAUCACAUGUUCUUAGUGCGUGCAACUGUUGCUUAAAUUGUUUCGCAUUAAUUUCUGCGGCAUUGCAGCCGCCCAACUGGAUGAACAAGCUAAAAGUUACGUAUACGCCACGGCAUUUUAUUAUUAUUUUUUCCACGUCAUAGAAAACUGUAGAAACUGAUUGCACAUACAUUUGUGUAGUGAAACCGAAUAAUUUGCCAUAAUUAGUGGACAGAGAUUAAACAUUUUCAACCGUGAUUAACUCUAAUUGACAUUAUGCGAUAUUAUAAAAAAAUAUGCCCUCUUUGGCUAUUAAACAUUGCUAAGUACUUGUUACAAAUCCUGAAAUAUUACACAAUAAUAGCUGGAAAUAUAUUUACUUGUUUUUUGCUUUUUAAUGUUAAAUUUUUUCGUUUUUUGUUGCCUACCUUUAAUAAUACUCCCAUUUAGUACUAUAACUAACUUUUAUG